Diplodia corticola is the source of this 1461-nucleotide messenger RNA. RefSeq names its product mfs transporter. Gene Ontology annotation, cellular component: membrane. The transcript has 7 exons. Bases 1 to 1461 code for a protein of 486 amino acids. Gene Ontology annotation, biological process: transmembrane transport. The record is from RefSeq and is a predicted model, not a curated record. NCBI's taxonomy places the organism in Eukaryota, Fungi, Ascomycota, Dothideomycetes, Botryosphaeriales, Botryosphaeriaceae. Gene Ontology annotation, molecular function: transmembrane transporter activity.
AUGGAGUCGCCUGCACAAGACCCGGAGUCCAAGUCGCCCGUCUACGAUGCCAAGCAGGGCCCCCAAGAUGCAGAGCCGGGGGACUCUCAGCCGUACAUCGAUCCUGCAAAGGAGACGAAGCUGCUGGCAAAGCUCGAUGCUGCCUUUACCCCGGUCAUCAUGCUGGUGUAUCUGUCAUGCUUCCUCGACCGUUCCAACAUCGGCAAUGUCAAGACAGCAGGAAUGCCUGAAGCCAUUGGUGCGAGCGCCCAGGAGUUCUCAACCGCAGUUUCCAUCUUCUACGCCACAUACGUCGCGUUCGAAACCCCAUGGGCUGUGCUACUCAAGAAAUUGACCCCGCGUCUUCUCAUGACCAGUCUCUGCAUCGUCUGGUCCCUCGUCACCAUCUUCUCCGGCUUCAUCCAAAACAUCGGCGGCCUUUACGCCACGAGACUCAUUCUUGGAGCCUGCGAGGGUGGCCUCUUCCCCGGCCUCAACCUCUACUUGACCAUGGUCUAUCGCCGUGAGGAGCAGGCCAAGCGCGUUUCCUACCUCUUUGUUUGUACAGCAAUCUCUGGGGCCUUUGGUGGGCUGCUGGCAUACGCCAUUCUCCACAUGGAUGGUGUUGGGAACUUUGCAGGCUGGAGGUGGGUCUACAUCAUCGAAGGCAUAUUCAGCAUUCUCGUGGCUAUCGCUGUCUGGUUUGGUCUCCCAAAUGACCCCUCAAACGCUUACUUCCUCAAUGCCGAGGAGAAGGAGAUGAUGCGUGUCCGCGCCAUCCAACGUCAGGCAUACAUGGGAAGUGAGGAGUUUGACUGGAACGAAGUCAAGCUUGCUCUGAAAGAUCCUAAAGUCUAUCUCAGCGGUGCUAUUCAGUUCUGUCAAGAUAUCCUGCUAUAUGGCUUCAGCACCUUCCUUCCGUCUAUCAUCCAGGGAAUGGGCUACAACACCCUCCAGUCUCAAUACCUGACUAUUCCUGUCUACAUAUUCGGCGGCAUCGCUUUCCUGAGCUUCGCCUUCGUUUCAGACAAACUGCGCAUUCGUGGCCCAUUUGUUUUCUUUGCGAACAUUUUUGGCAUUGUGGGAUACAUUCUUCUCCUCACAGAUACGCCUGAGGGUGUGAAGUUCUUCGCAACCUUUCUCUGUGCAGUCGCAGUCUACAACGGUCCUGGCUUGAACCUCACUUGGCUGAACGUCAACGUAGCACCCCACUACCGCCGUGCAACUGCCAUUGGUUUCCAACAGACCAUCGGAAAUACUGCUGGUGUUGUUGCUGGUCAAAUUUACAGGAAAGCUCCCUACAAAUUGGGCAACGGAUUCUCCUUGGGCGCACUAUGUGUGAGCCAACUCCUCAUUAUCGGCAAGUAUCUCUAUAUCAGAAAAUGCAACAACGAAAAGAAGAGAAUCGCCAGCGGAGAGCUUGAAGACACUCGGACGGUUACAACAGGAGAUCGUGCUCUUGACUUUGAGUACCAUCUGUAG